Messenger RNA from Microdochium trichocladiopsis, 1294 nucleotides. RefSeq names its product S-glutathione dehydrogenase. Gene Ontology annotation, molecular function: zinc ion binding; oxidoreductase activity. The record is from RefSeq and is a predicted model, not a curated record. Bases 1 to 1290 code for a protein of 429 amino acids. The transcript is spliced from 4 exons. Lineage: Eukaryota; Fungi; Ascomycota; Sordariomycetes; Xylariales; Microdochiaceae.
AUGGAGCUGACACUCUUUGGUUGUUUGAAGAAUGUCUUGGCUGCUCUUAAGCCCAAUUCACUAGGUAGACCAGUUCUCACCACGGGAUAUAAACCGCAUCCCACUGAGACGAUGCUGGCGGCCCAGUGGGCUGGCACUAAAUCAAUUGUGCUAGGAGUGGUUCCCAAGCCCACCAUUACGGCUCCCAAGGAUGCUAUUGUGCGCGUCACUCACUGCACCAUAUGCGGCUCUGACCUGCACAUGUAUGCUGGAGCAAUGAACAAGGCCAUGGAGAAGGGGCUGAUCAUGGGCCAUGAGGCCAUCGGCAUCAUUGAGGAUGUCGGGUCAGGAGUUCUGAAUCUCGAGGUCGGAGAUCGAGUCGUCAUCCUGCCAGUCAUCGCGUGCGGGAAGUGCUUCUACUGCGAUCGGAAGGAGUUCUCCCUGUGCGACAAGACCAACCCUUCUCUAGAGAUGGAAGAGAUGUACGGCCAUCGUCUGUCGGGCAUCUUUGGCUACUCCAUGAUCACGGGAGGAUAUCCCGGCGACCAGGCGGAGUACUGCCGUGUCCCUAACGCAGACCUUGUUUGCGUCAAGGUUCCCCUGACUGUGCCAGCCAAGAGCCUGCUGGGCCUCGCAGACGUGACUCCUACCGCCUGGCAUGGCAACGAGCUGGCUGAGGUAGGCAAGGGCGACGUCGUUGGAGUCUGGGGCUGCGGCGCCGUGGGUCUCUCGAUUCAGCGCCUUGCCAAGCUUCGUGGAGCCAGGAAAGUCUACGCGGUCGACAAGGACCCCAAGCGGCUCCUCAUUGCCGAGUCCUUCGGCAUGAUUCCCAUUGACGUGGGCCUGCACCCGGAGGUGGCAGACUACAUUCUGUCCAUCGAGCCGCGCGGCCUGGACCGCGGCAUCGAGGCGAGCGGUUUCAGGAGCACCAACUCUGUCACUCACAGCACCAUGAGAGCUCUGGGUAUGGAGGGCGACAGCUCUGAUACCGUCAGUGCUAUCAUCAAGGCUACUCGCAAGGGUGGAAACGUUGCUCUCAUCGGUGACUUCUUCUACGAGACUAACAAGUUCCCGAUUGGAAUGAUGAUGGAGAAGGCCAUCACUGUACGCGGUGGGCAGCUCUAUGCCGAAAAGUACUUGCCAUAUCUUCUCGACUUGGUAGUCCAGGGUAAAUAUGAUCCUGCUUUCAUGUUUACUCACGAAGACAAAUUCGAAAACAUCCCCGAGAUGUACGCCGCCUUCAAUGACCAUAAGGUGCCAGGAGGGCUCAAGGUCUGUCUCGUGACUGCCUUUGGCCGAUUACAGGUUUGAUCGU